Molecule: messenger RNA, 866 nt
Organism: Myzus persicae (green peach aphid)
Lineage: Eukaryota; Metazoa; Arthropoda; Insecta; Hemiptera; Aphididae
Product: CKLF-like MARVEL transmembrane domain-containing protein 8
Exons: 4
Coding region: 190-729 (179 amino acids)
Cellular component (GO): membrane
Source: RefSeq, a predicted model, not a curated record
ACAUUUUCGAAUAGGUAGUUCAAUUCCAGUCAACACACGAGCAACGACCGACGGGCUUAUUAGUCUUUAAACGUCAACGCAGGCCCAUGAUAUUAUUGAUAUACCUCACGUCAACGCAAUAAUAUUGUACAAAUAUACAAUAUUAAUUUUUCAUUAUAAAUAAAUCCGUGAAAAAAAUAUAUUAAAAUAAUGCCAGACACUGUGGUUACCGUUCAAAAUCCCGAGUCUAAACCUGGAAAACCAGGAGUGGAAAAUGGAAACAUGAACAACAUUUUCUCUUGGGUGGAAAUCAACUACAAUUAUUUCAAAACCUUACCGGGGAUAUUGAAAUUGGCUCAGUUGAUACUCGGCAUAAUAUGUUUGGCACUUGCCUCGCCGGCCAGGUUACCGGGUACCAAUUGGUUCCUGUUCGUGGUCAUCAUCAGUUUCAUAGCAACGGCCAUCUGGUCGUUUGUCUACCUACUCUCCAUUCGGGAGGCUAUUAAUUUCCCAAUCAAUUGGGUGCUUACGGAAUUCUUCAACACGCUUCUAUUGACCGUCCUAUACACGGUCGCGUUCAUCGUACAAAUUGCGGCCUGGUCCAGGCCGUAUCAGUCUUAUUACAGGAACCCAAACAUAGCUGCAGGGGUGUUCGGAAUUAUCAACGCGGCUGUGUACGGGACUGGAGUGUACCUGAUAUUUAGCGAUUGGAAAAAGUCAAGAACUGCAUCGACUGUUCAACAGCAAUAAUAUUCGCGAGGACAGAAAAACAAGCCUGCUACCUAUAAUAAAAAAUUUGUCUCCACACACACGAUAUCAUAUGUAAUAUUACUUAUUAUUAACACAUUAUAAUAAUAUAUUAUAAUAUAGAACCCAAAUGUUUUAUA